Messenger RNA from Teleopsis dalmanni, 810 nucleotides. Its product is annotated as ribonuclease H2 subunit B-like. Gene Ontology annotation, biological process: RNA catabolic process; ribonucleotide metabolic process. NCBI's taxonomy places the organism in Eukaryota, Metazoa, Arthropoda, Insecta, Diptera, Diopsidae. The record is from RefSeq and is a predicted model, not a curated record. The transcript has a single exon. Gene Ontology annotation, cellular component: nucleoplasm; ribonuclease H2 complex. Bases 1 to 810 code for a protein of 269 amino acids.
AUGAGCAAAAUAAAAUCUACGCGUUCUUCUAAAUCAGAAACCAAAUUAAAUGAUUCAACAAGAGACAAUAAAACGGUUAAAGCAUCAUCUAUAAGAAAAGUAUUUUAUAUUGCCGAAUCUUUAAUGCAAAAUGCCGAUAAUGAAUUGCGAUUAGAACGCUUCUUUCAUCCGGGCAAAGGUACCACCGCGCUAUUUAUAGCAUGUUCCAAUAAAAUCAUUAUGGAAGUAUUACAGUUCUCUGAACCACGACGAAGUUGGCUAAUAGAUUCAAAUGUAUGUUCCAAUGGACGUAUUUAUGUUACUACACCGAUUGAUGUCACAUUUUUGGCAAUACAUCAUAUACGCAAGCAUUGCACCCAAAGAGUACUGGAACUGCAUUGCAGGCAAAGUGAAGAUUUAAGCACUUCUCGCCUGCUUACGACUUUUGUAGACAAAGACACAUUAGGUUGCGUAGCUGAUGUUAAAAGAUUAGCUGGUUCCAAAACGGUGUUUUAUAAGUACAAUGCAGAAAAAACGUUAGCUUCGUUAGCGCUUAAAACCCGAAACAUUGCGAAUGUGCUUAAAAGCAAAGGAAUUUAUUGCGGACUGAGCACCGUGUCACAUAAUUACACUCCCAGCGAAAAUUCAACAGCUGAAGAUCUGAUUAACGAUAUUGACUAUUUGCGUAUGGCGUGUGAUAUUGUUGGUGGUUAUAUUAACUUGGAUUUACACGACGAUCUCACAAAAUAUUUUGAAAUACAACCGGAAAUAAAAGCCAUCGUUGAGGAGCAGAAACAGGCAAAUAAACGAAAAUCACUUGCAAUCACUUAA